Molecule: messenger RNA, 798 nt
Organism: Rosa rugosa (rugosa rose)
Lineage: Eukaryota; Viridiplantae; Streptophyta; Magnoliopsida; Rosales; Rosaceae
Exons: 1
Coding region: 1-798 (265 amino acids)
Source: RefSeq, a predicted model, not a curated record
AUGGUUAACAGGUUCCUGGAUUUGCAAGUGAGAGUUCCCAAUAAGCGGCUUUGUGGGUCUUCAAAAGAUUGGUUAAUAUUUGUGGAUAAAAAUGUCGCGGAUAAGAAUUUUGGAGUGACCCUAAUUAAUCCAUUCUUCAGGGUCAGAGGAAGAAGAGAGAAAGAAAACUCCAUCAUUCGCCUUCCUCCACUAACGCCUCCAGGUUGGGAAAAGUGGUUCAGACGAUGCGAGUAUUAUGUCUACAAGGCUACAAUGUCAGGUGACCCAAUACAAGAUCCAAACAAUUGCAUAGUUUUUGUUAUAUAUAUGGAACAGUCUCUCUUGGCAUUUAUUAAACCGGGUAAAGACACAGCAUGGACGUAUGUUGAUGCAAGUGUAGAUAGUACUGUUCAAGGGUGCCGCUUGGUUGAAGAAGUUACCUGCCUUGAAGGUAAAUUUUAUGCUGUUAACCAUUGGAGUGAACUCAUAUCUUUUGAUGUUACUGCUGAGUCAUACUCAAAUGUAAAAUUGGUUGUGCCGGCUGGAUUCAUACCAAAUUGCAUAAUCAAGAGAUAUCUUGUGGAAACAAAAGAUAAAGAACUGUUAAUGGUUCAAAGAUACAUAGAGUUUGAAGAUGAAAAAUACAUACGCGUGACAAAGAAAUUUAGAGUUUUCAAAUUGAAUUUCAAUUUGUGCAAGUGGAUUGAAGAAACCAGCUUAGGUGAUUUUGCGCUCUUUUUGGGAGAUAACACUUCAGAAGCUAUGAUGCCUUCAAAAUUUUCAAGUUUGUCGACCAAAUCAGAUAUACUUCAACCAUGA